AUAAUAAUCAGAGCCACUCAAGCUCCAGGAGGAGAGGCCAUGCAAAUAAUCUCCUGGGUCCUCUCUCAUUUUUUUCAUUAAUUCUUGAUUUCUUUUCCUGUGCUUUUUUUUUUUUUUUUUUUAAUUCUUCUCCAAAAUGUGAUCUUGGGUUCAACUUGGUUUUCUCUCUUGAACUCUACCAAUCCUCAUACAUCUUUUUCAUUUCAUGCACCUCAUGCUCUUCCCUUGGUUUUGUUAAUGGUACACAGAAAAUCCCAAUUGCUGUAACAUCAUCACACCAUGCACAGAAUUUGAUCAGGGACUUGAAAGGGACAUAAACAAUAAAAGAAAAAAAAUGGGAGAGUCGCCGGAGAAGAAAUCAGGCUGUGGCAUAUUGAGUGCUGUUUUUGGGAGAAAUAGUUUUUGGCCAAGAAGAACAACUUCUACAGGUUCUCUUCCUGUGGCCAAUAAUAACAAUGCCACAUUUGUCAAAACACCAAGCACUCCAAAUUCGAAACGGCGGCGUGGUGGCUCUGAUGAGGCUUCCUUCCUUGAUUCAUCAGCCAAUCCAUCAGAUGCUCCUCCAUCAAAACCUAUCACAAAGCCUUCCCAAUAUAGUAACAGGGCACCUCCUAUACAACAACAGCAACAGCAACAGCUGCAGCAAAAUAUUCAGGGUAGAAAUGGUAGGCCACCUCAAGAAGCAGCAGCACAAGCAGGUCCAAUGGUUUCCUCAUCAGCCCCAAGCAAAAUGGCCCCAAGCCAAGGUUAUGUGAACCACGGCAAAAGGGUGCCAAAGGAGGCAGUUGGUAUAUCUGGUGAGCUUGAUAGCAUGAUUGCUGAUCAUCAAAAAUCAAAAGGGAGCAAUACACUUGUAAGGGCUUCCUCCAGCAAUGUCAUGCUUUUUGGCAAUUUGGGUAAUUUGAGACAACCUGGUGGAGGUGGUGGAAAUGCAAACUCAAAUAAUGUUCUUGAUUAUCUUCCAAAGACAGCAAGAGAAGAAAUCCCUAUGAUGAGUAAUGUAAAUGUGGGAAAGAUGAGUGCUGCUAAAGAAGAGAAGAAACAGAGUGUCACAGAACCGCCUGCUUCCUUAUGCCGGGCAUUGUCGACUAGAAUGGACCCCGAAACUUUGAAGAUCAUGGGCAAUGAAGAUUACAAGAAUGGGAGGUUUGCAGAGGCUUUGGCUUUAUAUGAUGCUGCAAUUUCUAUUGACCCCAAUAAGGCUUCUUAUAGGAGCAACAAGAGUGCUGCAUUAACCGCUCUAGGUCAACUUCUCGAGGCAGUUUUUGAGUGCAGGGAAGCCAUUCGGAUUGAGCCCCAGUAUCACAGGGCUCAUCAUCGUCUGGCAACAUUAUAUUUUAGGUUAGGGGAAGCAGAUAAAGCUUUGUAUCACUACAAACAUUCUGGACCAGAGGCUGAUCAAGAGGACCUUGCUAAAGUAAAAUCUCUUCAGGCCCUUCUGAACAAGUGCACUGAGGCUCGUAGGUUAAGAGAUUGGAACACCCUCAUAAAGGCAUCUGAAAACGUUAUAUUAGCUGGUGCAGAUUCAGCACCACAGAUAUAUGCUUUGCAAGCUGAGGCCUUACUGAAGCUCAAUAGGCACCAAGAAGCAGAUGAAGCACUAUCCAGGGGUCCAAAUUUUGAAGUAGAUGCCUGCUCUAAAUUUUUCGGUCCUAUUGGUAAUGCGAACUUGUUAACAACACGGGCUCAGGUGGAUAUGGUUGCUGGGAGAUUGGAUGAUGCAUUGGAGGCAGCUCAACGAGCAUCCCGUCUUGACUCAAACAACAGGGAAGCAAACAUGGUGGCGAGGAAGGCUCGAGCUGUUACGGUAUCUCGAUCAAAAGGCAAUGAGCUUUUCAAGACAGCAAGAUUCUCAGAGGCAUGCGUUGCCUAUGGGGAGGGACUUGAGCACGACCCUUAUAAUUCGGUGUUGUUAUGCAACCGUGGUGCUUGUCGGUCAAAACUUGGUCAAUUAGAUAAAGCAAUUGAGGACUGUACAGCUGCCCUCAAUGUGCGCCCAUCUUACUGCAAGGCUAGAUUAAGAAGAGCAGAUUGCAAUGCCAAGUUGGAAAAAUGGGAAGCUUCAAUACAAGACUACGAGAUUUUGCUUAAGGAAACACCCGGGGACGAGGAGGUAAGCUGCGCUUUGUCUGAAGCCCGGCAACAGCUCAAGAAACUGCGAGGUGAGGCAUAGCCAGAGAGACCUUAGAGAUGGAGAAUGGAAACAAGCCAAUGCAGUAUAAUUAGGAGGCUGUUAGGAAAGAAGCUGCCCUUCCGCAAUUGUAUGGCUCUUGGAGCUCAAGAGGAGAAACACAAAAGUUCAAGUUGGAGAGGCAAAAGUAGAUGAUUUUUCAAAGAGGGGAUUGAAGGUGGCAACUGAUAUAACGUAACACAAAUACAUGACCCAAAUACAUGACCCAAUUUUUCUUUUUUAUGUAAAGUUGUAUUUGUGCAAUUCCUUCUGGGAAAUGUAUUUGAUACUGCUUAUAAAAAAAAUGUUAAAAUAUAUUUGGAACAAAUCUUGAAUUCUUCGUUUCUGAAAGCCGCACAUGUUUUUCGACCCUGUGCUAUAUUUAGGGAUUUAAGUGCUUCACUGUCAUGCAAUGGUUGUUCAUCGGAGCUAUAAAUCCUAUAAUUUUCCAUCUUCGAAAUGUUGAGUCUGAAUGAACUUGGGGCAAUUUCAAAGGCCACAUCUGGUGGCAUACAUGUACGCAUCACCUGCAAUGUAACCUUUUAAACCCAAUUAAUU
This is a messenger RNA of Prunus mume (Japanese apricot), 2728 nucleotides long. RefSeq names its product inactive TPR repeat-containing thioredoxin TTL3. NCBI's taxonomy places the organism in Eukaryota, Viridiplantae, Streptophyta, Magnoliopsida, Rosales, Rosaceae. The record is from RefSeq and is a predicted model, not a curated record. Gene Ontology annotation, molecular function: protein binding. Gene Ontology annotation, cellular component: cytoplasm.